ACCAUCCAUCUUUUCAAAGUGCCCGCCCAUCGGACGCGCUUGACGCGGCUCCUCCAUCAAUUUUGUAUGCUAGUAUUUGCAAGCUAGUUCACCGGUUCAGGCUUCGUUUGUGUGACCAGCUAGAAACGUUAGCUUACAAGCAUGGUGCUAGAUCUGGAUUUGAUCCGCGCUGAUAAAGGCGGUGAUCCCGAACUCGUCAAGGAGACACAGAGGAAAAGGUUCAAAGAUGUGUCGUUGGUGGACAAACUGGUGCUGGCGGAUACAGAAUGGAGAAAAUGUCGUUUUACUGCAGAUAACCUAAAUAAGGCCAAGAACCUGUGCAGCAAGGCCAUUGGAGAAAAAAUGAAGAAAAAGGAGCCAGUUGGUGAUGAUGACGCCCUUCCCGACGAGGCACAGAAUCUAGAGGCCCUCACAGCAGACACACUCUCGCCACUGACGGUGACUCAGAUCAAGAAGCUACGGCUUCUGGUGGAUGAGGCUGUGCAGAGGUCAGACAGCGAGAGACUGAAGUUGGAAGGCGAGCGCUUUGAGUACCAGCGAGAGAUUGGCAACCUUUUGCAUCCAUCUGUGCCUAUCAGCAAUGAUGAGGAUGCAGAUAAUAAGGUUGAGCGCACCUGGGGCGACUGUAGCGUGCAGAAGAAGUAUUCCCAUGUUGACCUGGUUGUCAUGGUAGACGGCUAUGAUGGUGAGAAGGGAGCAGUGGUAGCUGGGAGCAGAGGCUACUUCCUCAAGACACCAUUAGUGUUUUUGGAGCAAGCGCUGAUCAACUACGCACUGCAGAUUCUCUAUAGCAAGAACUACCAGAUCCUUUACACACCCUUCUUCAUGAGGAAAGAAGUCAUGCAAGAGGUUGCCCAGCUCAGCCAGUUUGACGACGAGCUGUAUAAGGUGAUUGGCAAAAGCAGUGAGAGGUCAGAUGACAACGCUGUGGAUGAAAAGUACCUGAUCGCCACCUCUGAACAACCUAUUGCUGCCUUCCUGAGGGACGAGUGGCUGAAACCCGAAGACCUGCCCAUCCGCUAUGCCGGCUUGUCCACCUGCUUCAGACAGGAAGUUGGUUCUCAUGGCCGUGACACACGGGGCAUCUUCAGGGUGCACCAGUUUGAGAAGAUCGAGCAGUUUGUGUAUGCGUCCCCGCAUGAUGGCAAGUCCUGGGAGAUGUUUGAUGAGAUGAUUGGAACAGCAGAGGACUUUUACCAGUCACUCGGAAUCCCCUACCGCAUCGUUAACAUUGUCUCUGGGGCCCUGAACCAUGCUGCCAGUAAGAAACUGGAUCUUGAGGCCUGGUUCCCUGGGUCUGCUGCCUUUAGAGAGCUGGUGUCCUGUUCUAACUGCACAGACUACCAGGCUCGCCGUCUGCGCAUCCGAUAUGGACAGACCAAGAAGAUGAUGGACAAGGCUGAGUUUGUCCACAUGCUCAAUGCCACCAUGUGUGCAACAACUCGGGUAAUUUGCGCCAUCCUGGAAAACUACCAGACAGAAGAGGGAAUUGUAAUUCCAGAGAAGCUCCGUGGGUUCAUGCCUCCAGGACUGAAUGAGAUCAUCAAGUUUGUGAAGCCAGCCCCUAUCGACCAGGAGUCCAAAAAGCAGAAAAAGCAGCAAGAUGGAGGGAAGAAGAAGAAGCAACAGACAGAUGUGGAUCAGGGGCUUCAGAACAAAGUAGAGAGCAUGUCUGUCAAUGACUCAUAGGCCCAGCACUCCGUUCUCUCUGCCGAUCCCGAAACACUUCCUCCCUCUUAGUGGACUCAUUACUCCCUCCAGUGUCCCACUCUUCAUCUUGCCUUCAUGCCAUUAUGUCACUGUACUGCUUGGAGUCCACCAUCAUCUCUUUAUCAACCAAACUAUAUCAGGGCAGAUUAAACUAUAAGGGAAGUUAUAGGAUGCCUUUGGUCUGUCCAGCAAGGGUCCUGCAUCACCAAAAUGGAACUGCAAGGUUAGCACAAAUUAUUAUAAUAUGGUUGUCUGCCAUCACAUAGGUGAAUUGGAUGAAUUGUGCGUAAACAGUGAUUUCACUGUGACAUGGCACAAAAUUCUGUGUAGUGGCUUGGUCUUUAGAAUGAAGAAUCGUUAUUAAUGACAAGCCUUGUGUGAUGCGGUCGUGUUCUUUGGGGAAACUCAACUCUUUCCUUGAUGGCUUUUAAUUGAAAUAUAUACUCUAAAUUACACAGCAGAAACAAGUAAAGGUUGUUCAGGUAUCGUUCUAUCUGCUGAAAUAUUACUGUUUUUUGCUCACCCAAAGACACUGAUCGGCUUGUGCGCAGUAAUGCUUUAUAGGUAGAACUAUACCUGAUCUAUUUCAUACAUGCAUACUGUAGAUACAUUUCAUAACGUUUCUGUGGAAAUCAACAGGAUCCCCCAUCAGUUUGAUCCACUUCCAUCCUCCCCAUCAUCAUUGGGUGUCAUCUCUGCACUCCAUGUGCUUAGAGUACAAGCUCUGUUGUAUGCGGUCACAGCUGUGAUCUUGGAUGAAGUAUUAGUAUGGCACCUGAAAAUAAAUACAUCUAAAAGUUA
Clupea harengus (Atlantic herring) is the source of this 2511-nucleotide messenger RNA. RefSeq names its product seryl-tRNA synthetase 1 (gene sars1). Gene Ontology annotation, biological process: seryl-tRNA aminoacylation. Gene Ontology annotation, molecular function: ATP binding; serine-tRNA ligase activity. Lineage: Eukaryota; Metazoa; Chordata; Actinopteri; Clupeiformes; Clupeidae. The record is from RefSeq and is a predicted model, not a curated record.